AUUGCUUAAUUUUUUAAACAGCAUCUCAAGGAAAAAAAUUCAUUUGGCCACCACCUAGUCAAAACAUGUAUUCGAACAACGAACCUGGUUCUAUAGUCCAUCACAUUCCCGGAGAAAUCCAAUGGAAUCCAUCAUCUCCUUCACAGAUGCGUAGAGGCCCAGUUUUUGCACCUCAAGAUCCAAGACCCGCUCGUCGUAGAACAGAUGAUAUUUGGCCACCGAGAAAUAAUGUAGGAACAGGAACCGUCUCUGCUCCUAUUCCUAAACCAGUCAAGAGAGUCGGUAGGUUCGAUGAUUACAUAAAACACACAGCUAGUAUUGGAGUACCAGUUACAUACAGAGCACCUCCCGGUACUCAAUAUGUUCAAUAUGUCGAAGAAGAAGUAGUCGAAGAGGAAGAAGUAGAGGAGGAAGAAGUCGAAGAAGAAGAGGAAGAUGAAUAAAAAUGUUAUUGUUUAUUUUUGUGUUUUAUUGUGCAAAUCGAACACUUAUCAAUCAUCUUUGAUAAUUUUAAUUUUUUUUUUCCUCUGUUGAAUCGCAACAACAGGGCAUCAGAUCCAGAGUACCAUCUGUCAAUCAUACAUGAGAUUUCCUGUCACCGAGCUGUUUAGAGUUUUCUGCUUUAUAUUUAAAAUGCUUUUUUAUAGUUUUGUCUGCAAUUGGCCAUUUAAAAUCCUUCUGCAAUUUAAAAAAAUCUUCUCUUACAUAAAUAUGGAAACGAUAGCUUCGAAAUGAUUGAUGGGCUGUGAUAUAUGGACGUUACAGAUUUAAAUAAA
Centruroides sculpturatus (bark scorpion) is the source of this 776-nucleotide messenger RNA. RefSeq lists its product as uncharacterized. The record is from RefSeq and is a predicted model, not a curated record. Bases 66 to 443 code for a protein of 125 amino acids. The transcript has a single exon. Lineage: Eukaryota; Metazoa; Arthropoda; Arachnida; Scorpiones; Buthidae.